This is a messenger RNA of Panicum virgatum (switchgrass), 1497 nucleotides long. RefSeq lists its product as uncharacterized. The transcript has 3 exons. Lineage: Eukaryota; Viridiplantae; Streptophyta; Magnoliopsida; Poales; Poaceae. The coding region runs from base 1 to 1497 and encodes 498 amino acids. Gene Ontology annotation, molecular function: DNA binding. The record is from RefSeq and is a predicted model, not a curated record.
AUGUCGACACCAGAGGAGGCUGCAGCUGCAACUGAAACUGAGGGAGCCAAUGUCUUGCGAAGGAAUUCAGAUGAUGUGGGAUGGGAAUAUGGGGUUCUUGUUGAUGCUAACAACAAGGACAAGGUGAAGUGCAAAUUUUGUGACAGGGUCUUUCAAGGAGGGAUUUAUCGGUUGAAGCAACAUGUGGCCCAUGAAGGAAAGAAUGUGAGGAAAUACAGGGACAACAUAGAUGAGGCUAAAGCCAAUUGCAAAAAAUCACUAGAUGAAGCAAAAAGGAAGAGGGAGGAGAAAACUAUCCGUGAGCUAGAACUUAGAGAGGAGGUGAAUAUUUCUCGGGUUGGAGGUAGAGAGGAAGAGGAAGUGACUUGUGUUGGAAGUUCAGAGCCUCACAAAUUAGGACCCAUGGACAAAUGGGUACGUGCCAUUGACCCUAAAGCAACAAAAAGUGAAUCUUUGAAGCAACAGAAGCUGAACAAGGAACUUUUGAAAGAAAGAACACAUGAGGUGCAUAAAUAUAUUGCAAGAUGGGUCUAUACACAUGCAAUACCAUUCAAUGCAUGUGACAAUGAUGAGUUCAAGCAAAUGUGUGAAGCAAUUGGACAGUUUGGAGCUGGAUUUGAACCUCCAUCUCAGUAUGAUCUGCGAGAGAAAUUGCUGGAAGAAGAAUAUGCAAGAACCAAGAGUUUGCUGCAAGAACGUGAAGCUGAGAAGGUGAAGAGUGGGUGCUCUAUUAUGACUGAUGCUUGGUCAGAUAGGAAGAGGAGAAGCAUAAUGAACCUGUGCACUAAUUGUGCUGAUGGAACCAGUUUUAUCAGCUCAAAAGAGAUGUCAGAUGUGUCACACACAAGUGAAGUCAUCUUUGAACUAGUGGACAAAGCAAUUGAAGAUAUUGGUCCGGAUAAUGUGGUGCAAGUAGUGACAGAUAAUGCUUCUAACAACAUGGGAGCAAAGAAGCUAUUGCUUGAGAAGAGACCACAGAUCUUUUGGACCUCUUGUGCAACUCACACAAUCAACUUGAUGCUCCAAGGAAUUAGCAACAUGGCUCGGUUCAAGAAGGUGAUUGACCGAGCAAAGGCAUUCACCAUAUUUGUCUAUGGACACACAAGAACAUUGGAGUGCUUGAGACACUUCACAGAGGGGAAAGAGAUAAUUAGGCCAGGAGUGACUAGGUUUGCUUCAGCCUUCCUCACUUUGAACAGCAUGCAAGAGAAGAAGGACCAGCUAAGAAAGAUGGUGGUUCAUAGUAGGUGGGACACAUUGAUGGAAGUGAAAUCAAAGAAAGGAAAAGAUGCCACUGCUAUUAUAUUGAAUCCAACCUUUUGGAAGGAUGUCAAGCUAACAAUUAGUGUUUUUGAGCCAUUGGUCAAAAUUCUCCGUUUGGUUGAUGGGGAUGUGAAGCCAUCCAUGGGUUUCUUAUUUGGAGAACUACUAAAGCCAAAGAGAGAGAUCAAAGAGGCCUUUGGAAAUGUUGAAUCCCAUUACAAGGAUUUAUGGUGA